AUGGACCCCUCCAAACCAUUCACUGCAGCUCCCACCAAAACCCCCUCAAGAACGCCUCCGCGCCCUCCACCCCCCAUCGAUCCCUCCAUCUUUUCCGACCGCCUGAAUGAUCCAUCGCCUGCUGCGAUUCCUGCUCCCGUCUCUCCGGGUACUCUAGGCUCCUCACUUCUAUCGCCGUCCGAUUUCCCCGUGCGUUCGGGCGUCCACCCAACACCGCAGCAGCAGCCCCAACCCCAAACACAACCCACUCCCCGACGCACUCCAAGCUCCAGUUCAUUGAGGGAUGAAAGGCGCAAAUCUACACCUAAUCUGAAGAAACAAUCUUCCACUGCCUCGCUUCGUUCAAGCCAAUUCGGAGGCCCUGCCUCUCCGCGGCCUAGUCUGUCGCGCCGCUCAUCCUCCACUCUCGCGACGUCACCCACCGCAGCUGCCUCACUUAGUGCCAGCGGUUAUACAAUAUCUUCUAGAAACGCCUCGUUAUCUGCGGCGACGGAACAGCCAGUGCCAACUGCUGCUUCCAUUGCGGCCGCUCACUUCAAGAAGGAAAUCGACCACCACCAAUCGACCGAUCUGCAAUCGCAGACCUUAGUUGUCAUCCACGAUGCGUGUUAUGGCCAUCGCUUCUCGCGCCCCCGCGCCUCCCGUGCCAUCCUGAGCUCGAUUGUUGAGCGACCAGAACGUGUUCAGGCUUGUGUUGUCGGUAUAUCCGCCGCGUAUGUUCGACUUGCCCGCAGAUAUACUGGUGGAUCGUUCGCCCCUCAUCCCGAUGUGAACCUUCACCAGCUUCCAGUUCCUCCGUUUCAGAUUCGCAAAACUUCACGCACAAUGGCGAUAGGCUCUACGGCCGUCACUCAUGUGCAUGGGACUAAGUGGAUGGAGGACCUCAAGUCUAUGUGCGACGCCGCUGAAUCACGACUUGCAUCGAACGGCAAGGAAUUGGUACGGCCUCGCAGCAGUGGCAGGGAUAGCGCGACCGGGAACUCCCCUGCGCCCGCCUUCCACGAAGGGGAUCUAUAUUUGUGUUCAGAGUCCUUGAACGCCUUUGAGGGGGCCUUGGGUGGAGUAUGUGAAGGCAUAGAUGGGGUGUUUAGCCCAGGACCUACGAAGCGCGCAUUUGUUUGCAUUCGCCCUCCAGGCCACCACUGCUCGUCUGGCCACCCGUCCGGAUUUUGCUGGAUUAACAAUGUCCACGUGGGCAUUUCCUACGCCGCGAUGACCCAUGGUCUGACCCAUGCAGCGAUUUUGGACUUUGACCUUCAUCAUGGUGACGGCUCGCAGGAUAUCACUUGGGGGCAGAACCAAAAAGCGUCCACUGCGCCGCGAAAUGCAGCUGCUCACAAAAAGGCCAUGGUGGGGUAUUUUAGUUUGCAUGAUAUCAAUUCGUACCCUUGUGAAAUGGGUGAACCGGAGAAAGUACGCAAUGCAAGUGUAUGCAUCGAAAAAGCACAUGGGCAAUCUAUUUGGAACGUCCACCUAGAGCCGUGGAAAACCGAGCAGGACUUCUGGGAACUUUAUUCGACCAAAUAUACCAUUUUGAUUAAGAAGGCUCGUGAUUUCUUGAAAAUGCACACCGAUCGCCUCGCAAGUGUACCCAAUGGCCCUACGCCCAAGGCUGCAAUUUUCAUUUCUGCCGGCUUCGAUGCUAGUGAAUGGGAAGGUGCAGGCAUGCAAAGGCACAAGGUGAAUGUCCCUACCGAAUUUUAUGCCAGGUUCACUGCCGAUGUUGCGCGCAUGGCAGAGGAGGAAGGACUCGGUGUUGAUGGGCGGGUCGUCAGUGUUUUGGAAGGGGGCUACAGCAAUCGAGCUCUGACCACCGGUGUCAUGAGCCACUUGUCAGGAUUGGGAGAUACUACACAAAAUGUAGAACCGGCUGGUAUUGAUCAGAUCAACCGCUUGGCAACUGAAAUGACAGAUCGUCUUGGUCUGUAUGAUACGACACCUGUUCCCAGCCAGGAACCUGUUUUUGCGGCCGCCUAUGAUCAAGAAUGGUGGUCCCCCGCCCCGUUGGAAGAGCUGGAGUCCUUGGUUUAUCCACCACCCCCUGCCAGCAAACCUCGGGAAAAGAUGGCACCGACAUACUUUGCUCCAACCCAGUCGUUUGCCGCAAAGGUUGUCCCUCCAAGUAGAGACCGGAGAUCCACCGGUUCCCACGCCAGCUCAGACCUGGAACCAUCCCCGCUACCACCGGUGGGCUGGGCGGUGGCUGCCCAUGAAUUAUCCAAGGUUCUGAUACCGAGUGACCGUCAAACCUCCAGUUAUAGACCUGAGGAGCUCAACGCCGAAGCCUCGCGUUUGAGGCGGGAACGACAUGCUGCUACCACCGAUGCUGUUCGUUCGACGGCAGGAACGCCAACUGAAGCAGCUGUAGGUGAGGAAAACAAGAUGAAACUUCGCAUUAGGAAACCCAAGGCUUCGCUACCGAGCACACCUAGACCUGAGACCCCAGCACGCCGUACCAACAGGAACAGUCGCAGAACAACAUUUGAUUCUCCUGGUGCCCUCCCCGACCCAUCUAGUUCCCCUGGACCCCGUGCGUCUCGUAGAAAGAGCGCGACCUCAACAAACUCCGAGCGAGAUGGACCAGCUUCGAGACCUGUGUCACAGGGCUCGGUGACUUCACGCAAGCCAAGCACAUCCCGGCCUGGGACCCCGAGACGCGCAGCAAGUCCAAGGAAAGCACCGCCCGUGCCCCGCGUUCCAUCUACGGUCCUCACUGGUAUGUCCCCGGACGACCAGCCUAUUACAUCAGAGCCUACAUCUGGCGGUAGCGAGCAUGCGCAGGAUGACAUGGACACCUUGACGGCUGAUGUGAAGAAGCUAAACAUUAAACUGAAAGUGCCUACUCCAGAGGAGAAUUCGGCCCGAGAGAAGAAGAUGGCAGAAGAGAGCAGGCGUAAACCCCUGAAGGCUCCGCCGAAGACGUCCCGCUCUCCUAGGAAAGUGUCAGCAGGCAAGAGACCGGUUGCAAACACUACUUCAAAGGCGGCUUCUCGACCUCCAGCCAGCUCCCACGACGAGCCCCCGCUUCCAGACGUCUCUAGGCAGAUGCAUACCGAGCAGCAGCAUGCAGAGACUGUCAAAGGACAGGUGGGAAAUUCCCUGGUAACACCAGACGCAUCAUCGCCUAUCCCUAUUGAAGAGAACAAAGAGCCAAAAAUCGAACCUGCCACUGAAGAGCAUCGAUGGAAUCAGAACCCAGUUCUCAGUGAGCCUAUCGCUGGCUCUUCUGAAACCGCGUACGCGAACAUUUCUCCGCCUUUGACCCCAGGAGCGGCGGGUGACUCCAUAAGUCCAAAGUCCAUGGUGUAUUCGGCCCCUGCGUCAGCGGCAGUGACUAGGCAAGGCCUCCCUGUAUUCAUGUCUCACGGCCCCAUUCCUUUUGCACCUUCGGACUCCACUAAAGAAUCC
Molecule: messenger RNA, 3408 nt
Organism: Aspergillus versicolor CBS 583.65
Lineage: Eukaryota; Fungi; Ascomycota; Eurotiomycetes; Eurotiales; Aspergillaceae
Product: histone deacetylase hosB
Exons: 1
Cellular component (GO): nucleus
Molecular function (GO): histone deacetylase activity
Source: RefSeq, a predicted model, not a curated record